Talaromyces rugulosus is the source of this 3213-nucleotide messenger RNA. RefSeq lists its product as uncharacterized. Gene Ontology annotation, molecular function: 5'-3' DNA helicase activity. Lineage: Eukaryota; Fungi; Ascomycota; Eurotiomycetes; Eurotiales; Trichocomaceae. Bases 1 to 3213 code for a protein of 1070 amino acids. The record is from RefSeq and is a predicted model, not a curated record. The transcript has 8 exons.
AUGGAUUGGCCAGCAGAAUGGGGAGAAACUGCCGUUGAUGUUCGAUUGGAUGAUGCAAGAUUGGCAGAAUCCAUCGUGGAGGUUCAAUCGAAUGAUACUCCAGAGUCGGUUGAAGCAGAACGCAAAGAAGCUAAAGAUGCGACGACUUCCGACAUGCCUGCCAGUACUAGUGAAACAGUUCAGUUCGACAAUGUUCCACUGGUUGUAUUAGCUCCAUUCGAAGAAGGCGUCGACAGUGGAGAAAUCGAAUUCCCGUCCCAUAUCUUGAACAGGACAUUCUCGAGUGUCCCUAAACAGUCCGAUUCGAAAGAGAAAGACGAUCCGCAGAAACUCAUCGUAUUGGAGAAGCGAAAUUCAGAGCUCUCAAAGGAUGUUCUCGGAACUCAGUGGAAGAACAUUCAGUUCCAUCUUCAAGUUAUGAAAGACGGCAGAUCAACGGCGAAAUUCUUGCCUUUUCUUUGGUCCCCAAAAGACACUGGGGUCAACGUUCGAGCCAAGAUUCGCGGUGCUAACGUCGCUCGUAAACUUGUCAUGGAGUUCACUGUAUAUCACAACAGCGAGCCUCAGCACAAAGCGUUCCUUGAAUUCCAUGCUGCUAGUCAUGUGUCUGAAUACGGCUGGUCUGACAAAACCGUGAAAGAUGCCAAGAAAGACAACAAAGGCAAAAAACGCAGCGACUAUGGGAAUUCCCCCGAACAAGACAGUUAUCUGCUUAUCCACUUUGUCACUAUUGGAGGUAUUGGAAUCGGCCUUGAUUUCGAUGCUGAUUAUUUUGACCAAGAUGACCGAGAAGUGCUUUACUACGCCCGACAUUUGGCACAGAAUUUCUCUCAGUCCCCCGGUACCCCAAAGCGUGUCGCUUUUCGCAUGAACGCUCGACGGGUAGAGUCUGGUUUGGGACAAGCCAAGAACAUCCGGAAGAGAGAAGAGUGGAAACGUUUGGAACGCGCUGUCUCGCAAUUUUCCGAAGAUUGCAAUAGCGUUCUUGCUCACUAUCGCAGCCAACAAGGUACUCCGUUGACACAAUGGGGCAUGUUUUCGGCAAGAUCCCAGAUUGCCAACGAGCACGGUGGCAUUGUGUCUUUUCCUGCUCAAACCUCCUUUUCAACUAUCGAUGAAGCUAGGAUUACGCUGGCGUACGGUUGCUUCUUGGAGUACCGUCGCGAGUUUGAGAUCGGUCAAGCAAUUUCAAAUCAACAGCACGGUGUUGCAUUCAUCCGCGUUGCAAAUUCCACCAUUCUUGCAAUUCUGAAGUUGAAUAUGCCUAAAGACCUGAUGGUGGAGCGGUGGGCACCUCGUGAGGGAACCAUGGUGAAGCUUGCUUUCAAACACGAAAACAAGUUCGAUACCAAAGACACCCUUUGCAAUGCUGUUUCAGUUCCAGACAUAUUCGGUCUACCUUACGAGGGCGGAUGUUUGUUUCUGGUUCCUAGUGCGAAUUUUGGAUUCUAUUCCAAGUUCGCCGCUCCGGUCGGGCAAGCCUUGGUGUAUCUUCCAACCAAGUUGAUCCUUCAUGUCCCGCAGAGCGGAGCGCAACGUCAGGUAGAUGCUGUUAAUCGCCUGUCAGAACAAGAAAGCUUGGGUAAAUGGCAGCCACUUCUCCUCAACCACCGUGCUGGAAAACGCCCCAUGGUUGAUCCCACAGCCCCUUUGAAUCCUGCUGCUGGAGUUGUCAUGUCGAAAGUCCAAGAAGUCAUCGGCAAAUUGGAUUGGUCAGAAAGCCAGAAAGCCUGUCUCAAGUCUCUGCAGAGUUUUCCUGCCGACGCCAUCUGCGAGAGCAUGGACAAAUGGGAACGUCUUACAGGUGAAAAUCUGAAUCCCAUCAGAGUCUAUCGUCCUUUCUCUGAGAGCAAGGCCUUCAAGACGCACGGCAGGUCAAGAAAAGAGCACACCGAGAAUGAAGGCGCUGAGAUUGACUCGGACGAGUUCACUUCUGCUGAGAUACCGUUGAACGAGGAAGGAGAAGAUGUCGACAUGCUAGCAGAAUUUCGCCGCUACGUCAACCUUCUCCAAGAACGACCAUUCGGAGAUUUCGAGGAGGAAGACCGGCGCAAGGCACUGCUGGCGUUUCAAAAGGUGUCGCAAAUGCUUAUUGCCACAAACUUUGGCCUAGGUGCCUUAGGUGUUAUAAUCAUCCGCGACGAGGACACCAAGGAGACCGAAGCAAACUCAUGGGUUCCCGUAGCCAAGUUGCUUAAUUCUGAUCGUAUCUGCGGCAUAGUUAGCUGCGGUGACGAGAAGCAACUCCAGCCGACGGUGAUAUCUUUACAGGAUAAGUACCAGUACAACGAGUUUGCUCCGCAACUUUCUCUCACCUUGGCGGCGCGUCUGGCCCGGAUGGGGCAUCCUGUCAUCAAAUUGACAGAGCAGUUUCGCUACCGCCCUGUCUUUUCUGCCUGGCCAAAUAGGAGGACGUACGACGGACUUCUCGCUAGCCACCCAUGUACCAAAGCGAUCACGGUCAAUGCCAACUUUGUGAAAGCAAUGGCAAAUGCAUUUGCUUUCAACGGCGAUUCAUUGACCGACUUUGGCAACGUGGUGGCUAGCGUAGAAGGAUCCGCAUGUGUCGUCGACGAAGUGUCGAAAAACUCCAUGCAAGGAAAAGAGACGAAGGUUAUUGUUCACGACUGGGUUAUCUCGCAAGGAGACAAGUUUUCUGAUCUCGGCUUUACCACUGACGACCAUCGCGGCACUGUGGCACUCACAAGGAUGUCUGAGGUAAUGAUCAACAUCCUGCCUGAGUCUGUUGGAACUGGUACUCGAGCAGUUGCUCCGGUGGAACGGUUCACUUACUUGGGCAACAGGAUCGAGAGUCGGAUCCCAUAUCCAUGCGCUUUCAUGCAAUGGGCCCAGACCCAUGGAAUCGUCCUCAAGGUCAAUUGUCCGAAAAAAGACGAGUUUAUUCCUACAGCAUCGACUUCCGCACCCCCCCUUCCCCGGAUCGAUGACCAGACUCCACUUCCUAAGACCAUCGAGGAGUUGACUUUGACCAGCGACGACGAAGAAUUCUGCGAUGCGCUCGAAUACUCCGACAAGUCUGUGUCCGAGAGUGUUGUCGAGGAUGAGCCUGAUUCCUUCCGUCAACUUGCUGUCGAGAAUAACAAACACAAUGGCGACGAAUCUUGGGGCUGGGAUGGGUGCGAUAACCAAAACAAUGGUUGGUCCGGAGCCAAUGAAGAGCCUUCUGAAGACCAGAAUGGAUAUCUGUGGUGA